UUCCCCCGUUUAAAAAUCACUUGCCCACCGCGAUCCCUUCCAUCGCCUCCCCAUCCAUCCGAAUUCCAGUCAAACCAACAAACCAAUCGAAGACAUCACGCGAGGAGAGAAAAAACUAGCCGUUGCGCUACUCCUCCGCCAUGGACGCGACGGCGCCGCUGCUCAGCCCCGCCUCCGACGACCGCUUCUGGGACCGCCUCCGCACCCGCGUCGACACCAUCCUCGAGGACCGCCGCCUCGUCGCUCCCCCCGCCGCCACGUGCGGGGUGGAAUCCGAGCGGGGGAAGCGGCUCAGGGAGGACUCGCUGAUGCUGGUGCGUGGCCUCGACUCCGUCGCCGCCUCGCUGGCGCAGCUCUCCGACACCCUCACCGCCGCGCAGAAGGGAGUGAAUGCGCUCGCCACGUGCUCUUCCCAGGCGAGGGAAUGCGAGAGAGGUGAUGAGGAGGAGGAGCCGAAAGCCAAGCGGCGCUGCAGCUUGGCUGAGACGGUGAGCUUCGACGGCGAGACUCCGGUCGCCGGAGCAGAUUCAGGUGAAGGUUCAGAGAAAGAAGAAUUAGCUGCGGAUGCGAAACUGCGUCAGGAGAACGGCGGCAUUCAGGCCACUUCGGAGGUCGCCAAGAGCACCAAUCUGAAGCGUGCCAGAAAUCUGGCGGUCUCGAUGGCCGGAAGAGCGGCUGCUCUGGCGAGGGAGCUGAAGAACAUCAAAUCGGAGCUGCACUUCAUGCAGGAGAGAUGCGGUUUGCUUGAGGAGGAGAACAAGAGGCUCAGAGAGGGGUAUGACAAUGGAGUUCCCCCUGAAGAAGAUGACCUGGUGAGGCUGCAAUUGGAGGCUCUGCUCGCGGAAAAAUCUCGACUGGCGCAGGAGAACGCCAACCUGUCCAGGGAAAACCAGAGCCUGAUUCAGCUGGUGGAGUAUCAUCAGCUGACCUCCCAGGACCUCGCUGAAUCUUACGAGGACGUAAUGGAGGGGAUGCGGCUGGACUUCUCGUCGCCGCUAGGCAAGAUCGACAGCGAUGAAGAAGGCGAGCGUGAGAACCGAAGAGUUGCUGUCACUCCAUCUGAUAAGUUGGAAGCCUUGGAGUCAUCUGAUGAGUAGAUAAAUCUGAGGAGAAUAAGCUGGGUCUUCUCCAGUGGUGGAUUUACUGAUGAGUAACAGUAUGAUCUUCUAUUUCUGCUGUUGUAUGAUGCUUCAAUUUGGCCACUCUCGGUGGCCAUAUUUAUGUGAUCAAUUCCACUUCGUAAUGUUGACAAUAACAAAUGUGUGUUCUGAAUCUUAAUUCUAAAUAAAAUUUUAGUCUUUGGAAAGCAGAUCCCUCUAACUUAACUGCACAUGCAGUUGAUUCAUUGGCAUGUGGAUCCCGCUUUGCUAUGUCUCACAUGUCAGUGGCUCAAUUUAAAUGUAGUUAAGCCAGAGGAUCCCUUUCUUAUGAAAA
Oryza sativa Japonica Group (Japanese rice) is the source of this 1434-nucleotide messenger RNA. RefSeq lists its product as uncharacterized. The record is from RefSeq and is a predicted model, not a curated record. Lineage: Eukaryota; Viridiplantae; Streptophyta; Magnoliopsida; Poales; Poaceae.